AUGAAUAUUCUUCAACUAAUCGAAUUAACAGAUGAUAUGAUGAAUUUAGCUCAUGAUCAAUUUUAUGACUUCAUAGAAACUGCUCUGAAUAAAGAUAUAUGCGAGCUUUUUCGAUUACAAUCUAUUCAAGAAAUGUCUCCUUUAUCAUCCACAACAGUAGAUGAAUUAACAGAAAUACUUAGUUAUGACAUUGUGGAAUUAAGUUCUAUUAAAAGAAUACUUGGCUUUGUAUCAACAGAUGGGAAAUUUCAUCUUCGAAUUGGGUUUAGAAUCCCACUUGAACGUUUAAUUUCAUUAGUGAAAUCUAAAACAAAUUCUUAUCUAAAAAAUUAUGAGCCAAAAUGUAACCAUUUAGAAUAUGAUAUAUUAGGUAAAUUAACAGAAAUUUGGAGGCAAGGACCUAUGUCAUCCAAUAUAAACGACAUUCCAAUACUCAUUCCUUGGAUAAAAAAUAUUUUUGAAAAUUUUAAACAGCAAAAGAAUAGAUUUAGUUAUGAUAAUCAUAUUCAACAAUUCGCUCUAUUAUUAUUUAUUCUUGGUGGCAGAAAUUGCUAUGAAUUUCUUCGAUUGAAUUUACCUGCUGCUUUACCUCAUGUAUCUAAUAUUGAAUUACUGAUGAGAAACAAUGAACAAAGAAUAAUUGAAUGUGAAUUUCGUUUUCAGCUGAUAAAAGAAUAUUGUCAAUCUAACAAUUGUAAUUAUGUGUUUUCGUCUGAAGAUUCUACUCGAUGUAUUUCUCGUAUUGAUUAUGAUGCACAAUCGGAUAAUUUUAUUGGUUUUUCUUCAUGUUUAGUUAAUGGAUUAGCACAGCAGAAUUUUUUCCAGACGAAUAAAUUCGACGAAUUGAAGCUGUGGUUUGAUACAUUUGAUAAAUCGACAUCUAUUAAUCUUCAUAUGAUACAAUCUAUAGUGUCAUCCCCUUCCCCAUUCAUUUUAUCCACUUAUGGGUCAAAUAACAAGUCUACUGCAACUGAUGUAUUAAAAAGAUGGUUAUAUAUCUAUAAUCAAUGUUUAUAUCAAGGUAUCCGGGUCAUAGGCUUUAGUAGUGAUUGUGACGCUCGUUAUCUUAGAGCAAUGCGAUUAUGCACUCGGUUUUUUGCACAGCUACCUAACUUAAAUCUUCUUCAACAGAGAGAUGAUUUUCAUUUACAGAUACCUGAGCAGUGGUCUUGGUUUUUUAUGAGCGGUCAACAAAUUUGA
Molecule: messenger RNA, 1200 nt
Organism: Rotaria sp. Silwood2
Lineage: Eukaryota; Metazoa; Rotifera; Eurotatoria; Philodinida; Philodinidae
Source: the annotation of a GenBank genome assembly